Molecule: messenger RNA, 3405 nt
Organism: Anneissia japonica
Lineage: Eukaryota; Metazoa; Echinodermata; Crinoidea; Comatulida; Comatulidae
Product: nucleolar protein 8-like
Exons: 12
Molecular function (GO): RNA binding
Source: RefSeq, a predicted model, not a curated record
CAUGUGUGUCUGUUUCGUUUUGUCAUGUACAUCAUGUGUGCGCGCGAGUGCGAGUGUAAAGGCGAUGGCAGUUGAGCAGCAUCGCCUGUUCAUUGGAGGGCUCUUCAAAGGGAUAUCAAAGAGUGAACUUGAGCAACGAUUCAGCAGAUACGGUGAAGUACAAUCUGUAGAUAUCAUCUCAAGGUUCGAUGAAAAUGGUGAAGUGUACAAAACAUUUGGAUACAUUGAUCUGAAGGCAGACGAUAACAAUGUCAAGAAAUGCCUUCAAACAUACAAUGGAAGCAAAUGGAAAGGUCACAGCCUGACAAUACAAACAGCUAAAGAGAGUUUUCUUCAAAGAUUGAAGAGGGAAAGGGAAGAAGAAAAAUCCAAAGAAAUAGCAAAAAAGGCCAAGAAGACUUUGAGUGCAAAAGAGAGGUUGCAGGAAAGUUUCUCAAAAGCUGGUGUUAAAGAUUUCAACAUCAGGAAUGCUGUACCUGGCUCUGAGAUUCCAGGAGAAAAGAAUUGGACUGUCACAAGAUUUGGACGAGUUGUUCCUAUCAUAUACAUUCGCAGCAAAAACAAGAGAAAGGUGAACAAAAUAGACCCGAGCAAGCACUCUCAUGCCUUCAGAAGAUUCAAAGAUGAGAAGGACAUUACCUUCAAUGUAGAUAAACUGACUUGGGAGUUAGAUGCUGUGGAAGACAAUGUGCAAUAUCAGAAAAGGAUUGGAGCUUAUAGCAUCCCAACAACAAAGAAAAAGAGAAAGCUAAGCCACCAUGUAGAUUCUAACUUGUCAGAAAAUAGUGAUUCCGAAGUUUUAACCCACCAGAGUGCAGGGAAUAUGUUUUCUUACCAGUAUGAAGGUGACAAGAUGAAAGUUGAUGACUUUGAAAUUGUCUCAGAAAAAUAUGGCAAGUUUAGCCAUCAAGAGGCAGAUACAAAGACACAACAUGUAGUUCUUCACUACAGAGUUUAUGAAUCGUCAUCAGAAGAUGAAAGUGUUUCACAUGAAAAUGUUUUAAUACUACCAAAAGCAAAGAACAAUUCUUAUAUAAGUUUAACAUCAAAAAGCACUGAUGGAGAAAAAGGACAAAAUGAAGAAAUUGAUGUUCCAAAUAUUUUACCAGAGACUCAACAGAAAACUUAUAACAAAGAAUUGAUUGAAAGAACUUCUGACAUUUUAGAAUCAGUUUCUACCAAAACAAAAUUAAAUCAAUCAAAUUAUGACUCUGAUAACCAGAAUAUAAAAAGGAUUUCCACAGAUACGGUUGAUGUCUCCAGUAGUAAAAGUAACUCUAAUGAUGAUGAUAAAUCUGAGAAGGAUUUAGAAGAAGCAGAUAAUCAAAUAACAGUGAAAGAACUUGAUUCUCUGAGAAAUAAAUCAGUACCAGAAAAAGUUUAUGAACAAGAUUCUGGUUACCUUAUAUUUGGUACGAAAGAUCCAGUUGAUACAGAGGAAGAUGUUCUGGAUAUGGUGAAUACUGAUUCAUCCAGAAUGUUUUAUUACCAAUCCGCAAUUAAUCCAAUAACAAAUGAAAACAUAGAGUUCAUGGUACUGGAACCGCAGGGUAAAGAAACCAAAGAGUUACAUGUAUUGCAGGAGGAUUCAGAAGAAAAAGACAAAAGCAAAGAGGAAAGAGAAGAAAAUGAAUAUAAAGUGAAUGAAAGUAAAAGAGAAGAUGAAGAAAGAGAAGGAAAUCAAUCUAAAGCAAUGAUAGAUUUCAUAGUCCUGCAAUCUGAAAAAUGUUUGGAGAAAAUGUCUGUUGAAACAAAAGCAAGAAAGGAUUAUGUGCUAGAUGUCGAAGGUCAAAUAGAAUAUGAUGAUACAGAUUCUGUCUCUUCUGCUAACACUGAUGAUGUCUGUUCAGGAAAGUGCAUUAUGAAGUUGGCAGGAAAGAAGUCAAAGAGGGAACCGGAUGCAUUAGGUGUAGUUGAGUUUGGAGACGAGAUAGCUCCAUCAGCAGUUGAAAAUGACCGUGAUAGCCACUUGAAAAACCAAACACUACAAGGAAGUGACAACAGUAGUGUAUAUGGUGAUGAAGAUCAAGAACCCAAUGAAGCUGUUGAAGGGAACAGUAGUGAUGAUGAUGUUGAGGCCAGUAGUGAUAAUGGAAAAAAUAUCGGUAAUAAAGAUAAUGAAAAUGAAGAUGCCAGUACUGGUGAAGAUGUCAAUAAUGAUGAUGGCAUUAGUGAUGAAGAUGGCAGUGGCAGUACAGAUGGAAGUAGUGAUGAAGAUGGCAGAAGUGAUGAAAAUGGUCAUAGUGUUAAAGACAGCAGUAGUGAUGAAGAUGCCAGUACUGGUGAAGAUGUCAAUAAUGAUGAUGGCAUUAGUGAUGAAGAUGGCAGUGGCAGUACAGAUGGAAGUAGUGAUGAAGAUGGCAGAAGUGAUGAAAAUGGUCAUAGUGUUAAAGACAGCAGUAGUGAUGAAGAUGACAGUAGUGAUGAAGAUGAAAACAGCAGUGAUGAAGAAGAUAUCACUGAUGAAAUGACUCAAAACCUGAUGUCACCAAGUUCUCUCGAUGGCAGAGCUGUAUCAGGAAGUAGUUCUAAGAACUUAGAUAUCAAAGAACACAAAAAGGUUCUGGAUCGCAGGGUUCUUGCUGUAAGUCCUGCAAAGCAGGCAUCUUCAAAUAUCAAACGACUGGAAUCAGUGCAGAAGAGGAAGGAAGUGGUGUUAGGACAGAAGAAAGCAAUACAGAUGGCCUUAGCAGCUGUGGAUAGCAAGACUGGACCAGCCCAGGGAAAACACAUCAUCUUUGACUCAGAUGAUGAAGAGGAGCAUGAUGGUAUGAAUAUUCUCUUCCAAGAUAAAGCUGAUCCAUCUAAAUUGACCAACAAGGGACCAAUUCUGUUUGCAAGUGACGAGGAUAGCAGUAAUGAUGAGGAUGAUAAUGCUCGUUUCCAAAUUAAGCCACAGUUUGAGGGAAAAUCAGGAGAAAGAUUGCGUAAACUACAGGAACAGAUUGGAGGUGAUGAUCGAUUUACGAUGGAUAAGUCGUUCCUUGAGGAUCAAAGUGAUGAAGAUGACGAUGAUCCCAGUCAUUUGAUUCCAAACUCUUUCGCUGAUGAAAGUGAUGAAGAUGUUGACAAUGAGGUUGAUUUGAAGACAGAGAAGGAGAAAUCUCUAAGCAUCUUGCAGAGUAUUGUUGGAACUAAAGGCAUCAUUUCUAGACCAAAGGAGAAGAUUGGGCAGAAAUUGGGUUUCAGGGGAAUGAUGAUACGGUAUGAUCCAUCCAGAGAUGACCACACCCAAUAUGAAGUGCAGAGCAAAGAAAAAAGACCCUCCUCCUUGGAAGGAAAAUCUGCAAAGAAAAGUAACGAAGCUCCAGAGAUAAUUGUACCUGAAGUCUCUAAGGAAAAGUACUUUGAAGUGAGUGGUGAUAUUACAAACGCUUUUGGAAAUGACAAAAGAAAAAUUGACAC